Molecule: messenger RNA, 1500 nt
Organism: Helobdella robusta
Lineage: Eukaryota; Metazoa; Annelida; Clitellata; Rhynchobdellida; Glossiphoniidae
Exons: 6
Coding region: 127-1224 (365 amino acids)
Biological process (GO): regulation of cobalamin catabolic process
Molecular function (GO): (S)-citramalyl-CoA lyase activity
Source: RefSeq, a predicted model, not a curated record
UAUGUAACCUUAGCUAGCAGUGAACGCUUUAAAAAUAAAUAAACUUUCUUCAUGUGCUGUUACGAAAAGGCGUUGAAAAAGGAAACUAACAUAUAAUUUAUUUUCUUCAUCUUCAUUUUUAAAGUUAUGUUUGCAAGGCAUUUCAAGAAUUUAACAUUUUCCGUGUCCAGACUAAACAGCCCCAAAUGUUUUUCAAAGGUUCCCAUCAAGGCCGAUCCAAUUUUUAAAAAGUAUGUACCCCGGAGGGCUGUACUCUACGUACCCGGCAGUGACGAGCGUAAAAUUAGUAAAAUUCCCAAUCUAGAUGCCGAUUGUGUCGUGCUCGAUUGCGAAGAUGGUGUGGCCGUCAGCAGUAAGGAAGCUGCCAGGGUCAACAUUAAAAAAACACUCGACACAUUACAUUUUGGUCGAACUGAACCGAUCGUACGCAUCAACUCAGUGUCCAGUGGAUUAGGGAAAGAAGAUUUACAAGUUGUUCUAAGUGCCAGCAACCUGCCUCCAACACUCAUGCUUCCAAAAGUUGAGAUGGCAUCCAACAUUGAAUGGCUAGCUGAAACAGUGGUGUCAAUAUUGGAAGGCAUGAACAAGGAGAAGCACAGAAUGUUCAACUUGAUAAUCUUCAUUGAAUCUGCUCUGGGUCUGUUGAACUUUGAAAACAUCUGCAGACGAUCUGUUGAGUUGAUGGAGUUGGGAGUUCCAUUGUCUUUGGAGGGUGUUGUAUUUGGCUCUGAUGACUUCUGUGCUAACAUUGGAGCUGAAAGGACAAAAGAUGCCAUUGAGAUAAUGUAUGCCAGACAGAAGGUUGUGCUAGUUGCAAAAGCAUUUCAGAUGCAGGCUAUUGAUCUUGUCCACAUUGAUUUCAAAGAUUUAGAAGGCUUACGACAGCAGUCGUUAGAGGGAGCAAGAAUGGGAUUCACAGGCAAGCAAGUUAUCCAUCCCACCCAAGUUCCUGUCGUCCAGGAAUGCUUCACUCCAUCAGCUCAGAGAAUUGACUGGGCCACAAGAUUGAUUGCUGGCUUCAAUGAACACCAAGCUCAAGGGAAGGGUGCCUUUGUUUUUGAAGGCAGCAUGAUUGACAUGCCUCUCUUGAAACAAGCUCAGAACAUUGUCCAGUUAGUGGAAAGUCUCAAAAAGGUGACCAUCCCAGAAAGCCAGGCAGCUACUGAACCUGCGUCAGAGACAGCAAAAAAAGACGCUACUGCAACGAAUAAUGCUGCAAAUUAAUUACAUGCAUGCAUGAUCAUUGAUGGAUUUUAUGAUAAAUUUCUUGUUAAUCAUUGCUAAUCUUGUUUGUUUAAUUUAUUAUACUGUUAUUUUUUUUUAUCAAAAUUUCACAACAGUAAAAUUAUGCAAAUAAUGGAUUGUUUUUCAAUUUUUUUCUUUAUUUGUUCCAUUUGUUUGGCUGAAAACUCAUUAGUACAUAUACUUGUACAUUUGUAUUGUGUAUGACGCAUAAUUAUAUGUAUAUAUUCAUAUACGAAAUAUAUUUUACUCCACAUU